UAGCUCAAUAGGCACACCGUGCAGACACACAUACACAGGGUGAUGUGCAGAAGAAAUAACUGUAACUCCGUGUCUGGGUCACUGGGCGGUACAGUCCCGAAUCCUCUAUGGAGGGGCCAUAUCCGAAGAAGAACAAUCCUCGUGCUAUCUGUGGUUACGUCCGAGACUGGCAGGCAGGUGGAUUCCAUUCCACGUUCAGGCAACAUUGCGUAAGCUGGUUCGCGUUAAGUGUGCGCGUUACUUUAGUUAAGUGCGUCCGGACCCGUUUCUGAGACGAGCUGAGUUCAGGAUUACCGACCGCUGUGAUCUGAAAUUAUUCACUGGAUAUCCAGCCAAACGGGCCCUCAGAUGAAAAUGAAAUAUUUAUAUCUGGUCCUUUUGGGAUUCUGCGUGCACUUGCUGACCUUCUCCUUAGCAGAAGAUGUCGAGGUGGUUAAAGCAGUGCAAAACUCCGAAGAACCAGACAAGCCAGAACACAGAGAAGGAAAUGAUCAGAACUCAGACCAGUUGGCUCUUGAGACCGGAGAUCAGGAUCCCCCACCUCAAAACAUGGCCUACAACGGGCCUUCGAGGAACCAACUGAACCACCCUCCGAGAGGUCCACAAUCUGGCCAUUUCCCCUACAAACAGUUCCAGAAGAACAAACAGCCCAACUACGAGAACAAGAAUUCCUACAACGGUCCACCGCCGCCUCCACCUAAGCAAGCCAUGGACAAAUAUGGAUCUGGAGGUGACGACAUAUGGCCAGCUCCGAUCCCAGACAUGCCUAAGAUCAUCUCGCUGGACGUCAAGUGCGAGAAGAACCUAAUGAAGGUUUACAUCGGUUUCGAUAAACCUUUUUACGGAAUAGUCUUCAGUAAGGGUCACUACAGCAACGUGCAUUGCGUUCAUCUACCAGCAGGUUUGGGAAGGACUAACGCUCACUUCGAAAUCGGUAUACACGCCUGUGGUACUUCUGGGAACACCGAGAAUGGUUUGUACGGCUAUGGCGCGGAAUCUGGCUCCGGUACUUUCUUCGAGAACAUCAUUGUCAUCCAAUACGAUCCCCAAGUGCAAGAAGUGUGGGACCAAGCCAGGAAACUCAGGUGUACUUGGCAUGAUCAGUAUGAAAAAUCCGUAACCUUUAGGCCAUUCCCAGUGGAUAUGUUGGACGUUGUCAGAACUGAUUUCGCCGGCGAUAACGUUGGUUGUUGGAUGCAGAUCCAAGUAGGAAAAGGACCAUGGGCCUCUGAAGUCUCAGGGUUGGUGAAAAUCGGUCAAACCAUGACCAUGGUGUUGGCUAUCAAAGACGACGACGCUAAGUUCGAUAUGCUGGUCAGGAAUUGCAUGGCGCAUGAUGGUAAACGAGCACCAAUCCAACUGGUCGACCAGAGGGGUUGUGUAACGCGUCCCAAACUGAUGUCUAGGUUCACCAAGAUCAAGAACUUCGGUGCCAGCGCCACGGUACUCUCCUACGCCCAUUUCCAAGCCUUCAAAUUCCCAGAUUCCAUGGAGGUCCAUUUCCAAUGUACCAUACAGAUCUGUCGGUAUCAAUGCCCUGCCCAGUGUUCAGAUCCUCACGGAGGGCUAACUAAUAACGUAAUGGAUGUCGCAUAUGGACCACCACCUCCACCACCACUACCCAUAGAGGCUUACCUACACGGUGGUCAUCCAAGAGACGAGAGAAGAGUGCGUAGAGCUGUAGACCCCGAGAAAGAAAUCGGUCUUAACAGGGUAAUCAGAGUGGUCUCCACCGGAGAUUUAACAUUCUCCAUCGACGAGAACAGUACGUCAACCACAGAAUCCACCAUGGUCUUCCCGGCCAAGGAGGAGAUAACGAACGCUGGUCUGAUCUGUAUGACAGCGCCAGGUUUCGCCAUAACCUUGAUAAUCCUCUUGGUCAUCCUGCUGGUGUCCUGCUUGAUGUCAGCCUUUUUAUACAUGAAACUGAGGCCACCAUCGUCCAACAAAUUGUCCGGAGUCGUAGCAUACGGUCAGAACAAGAAAAUGAAGAAGCCGACCGUGAAAAGUUGCUUUUAUUCGUAGGAUCUAACGGUCGCAGACCGCUCAAAACAGUCACGCUUGGUUGUGAAAAUCUAGCUGUAUUUUCGUUGAAUUUUCAUCAAUGAGGUACAGAGAGUGUGACGUUUUGAUUGGUUUAAUAGGAGUUAUUAAUUAAUUAUACAUAGAUCCAACUUGAAAGCUUCAUCGGUGUGUUCGAGCCUUAAGACAUUAAUGCAGCUUUUAAUUUGGUCGAUUUUGACGAGUAAAUGUGAUGAGACAUUGUAUCCAAGUAUUCCUGUUAUUAAGGAAGUGUUUAGUUAGAGCUUAGGUUACCCAAAUAACUUGGGUUUGACUUUAGAGAUGUUCAAUGGAGCACAACGUGGCUUGUAUUGAGACAAAAAUUUUAAUAACGAUUAAGUGCCACUCUGUAGUGCUCCAUCGAAUAAAUUUUGAGAUACUCAGGAAUACCCUGAGUGUAUUAAUUGAUUGUACUCGAAAAGAAGGGUAGUCCUUCGAUAUUCAAGCGAUGUGUACAUACAAAAUUAAAAAUAGUGGCAAUGGACGGUUAUAGGUGAUUAGACUGUUAAGUUGUACUGUUAUGUAAUUUUCUUAAGGAUUAUUUAUUUAUUUAUACUACUUAUUUAUUUAAUUUAUUUUAGUCAAUACUCAGAACUCACCUCAUUUUACAAGCCAACAUAUGAAAUUACAGCGUACCUGUAUAGUAUUUAGAACAGUCCACAGAUUGUUUCAGUUUUUUUUGAUCAAAUUGCUACGUGCGUGUAUUUUUUUAUGAUUUGUCGAAUAAAUUGAAUGGAACAAUAUUUUUUGG
Coccinella septempunctata (seven-spotted ladybird) is the source of this 2812-nucleotide messenger RNA. RefSeq lists its product as uncharacterized. The record is from RefSeq and is a predicted model, not a curated record. NCBI's taxonomy places the organism in Eukaryota, Metazoa, Arthropoda, Insecta, Coleoptera, Coccinellidae. Bases 349 to 2025 code for a protein of 558 amino acids. The transcript is spliced from 3 exons.